UACAUCGAAAACAUUCACAACACAGUCCCCCGAGGACUGGAGUUGGACAGCACUGGUCUGAGCCAUUUUUAACUUAAUUAUGAUGCCACAUUGACGUUACUCACUGUACGUUCUGUAAGACGUCUGAAGUCAAGUACCGCAUCCUGUGUUUCCAUGGAGACCCCAGAGCCAGGCCCAGCUGACGGAGAGGAACGUCCAGUAGAGUUGCGACCUCGGACACGCUCCAACCCUGAAGGUGCCGAGGAUCGACGCAGCAGCACAGGCAGCCUUGGAAGCAACGGAAACCAGAACAUUUCUCAGUCUGCUGUGGGAAACCGCGUGGAGGGCGAAGGUGAAGCCUCGACCAGCGAUAGUCCUCUUAGCUCCAUCACCACAUCGGCGUCUGCGGCUUCCUCACAGGCUGUAGCUCCCCCUGUGGCUGUUUCUGCUGUUUCUGCUGGUUCAGGAGCUGUAACCAGCACCACGGUACAACUGUCCACAGCUGCCGUGACAGUCAAAGAAAGACCAAAGCCCCCACAGCAACAGCCCAUGCUCAGCACGUCCAUUCCUCCACCAGCAGAGUACCAACUCAGAGUUCCCAGAGUCAACUGCCCAGAGAAAGUGAUAAUCUGCUUAGAUCUUUCUGAAGAAAUGUCCUUACCGAAGCUGGAGUCUUUCAACGGAUCUAAAACAAAUGCCUUGAACAUAUCCCAGAAGAUGAUCGAGAUGUUUGUGAGAACAAAACACAAGAUCGACAAACGGCAUGAGUUCGCUCUGGUUGUCAUCAACGAUGAUGCUCUGUGGCUGUCUGGCUUCACAUCUGAUCCCAGAGAGCUGUGCAGCUGUCUGUACGACUUGGAAACCAAUGUCUGCGAGUCCUUCAACCUGGAAGAUCUUCUUAAUGUCAUUCGUCAGAAGAUUGAGCUGCCAUUGAUGGAGAACGUUCAGACCAUCCCUCCUCCAUAUGUGGUGCGGACUGUACUCAUCUACAGCCGUCAUGCUGGACCCAUGCAGUUCAACCCUUCAGAAGCUCUUAAUAAAAUGCUGCAAUCUCCCUAUUUCUUCUUUGAUGUGGUUCUUUUGCACAACGGGAUGGAGGAACAAGGAGAUGAGGCCAGCUGGAGGGACAACUAUACUUUCUUUUGCAACCUGGACUCGAAAGGCACAUGUUAUCGCUUUGAGGUCUCCCUGAGUGGACCCGCCAUCGAGCUGCACAACUGCAUGGCCAAACUGCUAGCUCAUCCUCUUCAGAGACCUUUCCAGAGUCACGCAUCCUACAGCCUGCUGGAGGGGGACGACGCCCCAGACACAGAGGCAUCAGUGUAAAACAGACAGACAAAAAAGGCCAUGCUUAUCUGUGAAAGCCACACAUUCUGCAGAUUUGCAGAAAUGUUUUUGUUUUUUUUAAUCUGAAGGCACAAUGUUACUGUUAUCUUUUUUCUUUGGUUUUGAACAACUGUUGUGAGAUUAUUUGGGAAAUAAGGGUUUCAAUAAGUCGCUGAUUGUAACAAAUUUAUUCUUUUAUUCGGUGGAAAACUACCUGAACUGUCCUCAUAACGAGGGAGUAGAUGGUGAGAGUUAAAGUAUAUUAAAAAUAACCUAUUUAAAAAUGGAAGAUGCAGUGGAUAAAGCAUCAAGUUUUGCUACAAUCUCUCCCAUAUAUGCAUUUUUCCUUUUAGAUCAUACGGUGGGGGGAAAUAACAGUUUGAUCCUCUGAUUUUGGAAGUUUGAUCAUUUACAAAGAAGUCUUUAUUUCUUUAAAAACACAUUACAUAAAAGUUACAGACUAAUUUGUGUUUCAUCAAGUGAAUGUAUUUGAUCAUCCAACAAAAUGUGACUCAGAAAACUUUGAUUUAGGUAAAACAAGAAGAUGUUUCUUUCAGUUAGUCAGCAGAUUUAGAUAAUUUUUGGCCCACAUCUCUUUGCAGAAAGACUCUUGUCUGCCUCUUGGGAGCUCAAAGCUACAUCUCCCUCAUCAGGUCCUUCUGACUGAGGUCUGGAGAUUACAGCUACCUUAAUGUCAUUCUUCUUUAGCUGCUCCUUUGUUUCCUAUCUUUUGAAGAAGGUUCUGGUGCAAGAUCUUUCAGUGCUUGGUCAUUUUCAUUGGCCCAUUAAUGUGGUAAAGUUGUCUUGUACCAUUUACAAAAAAACCACCCCAAAGCAUAAUACUUCCCCCUCUGUGCUUGACUGUGGGGAUUGUGAUCUUUGGGUCAUACUCAGAGAUUCUAUUGAACGGGACAUGGUAAGUUAUAUUACUCCCAAAGAACUUGAUUUUAUCUGACUAUGGUACUUUCUUCCAAGCCUUAUUGAUUAACUUAGCUGUUCACUGGCAAGUUUAGGAUGGGCCUCUGUACUUGUUUCGUACAUAUUCUUCUUAGUAAAUUAGAAACUUAUACAAGACCAAUAAAGAAAGGAUUUUAAACAUAUGAAUGUUAGCCCACGGGCAAGAAUGUCAAUAUAAUGUCCUCUACUCCUUACUGAACUUGGUCACACUCCCUUUGCAGGACUUCCUUCAUCAGUGUGUCGUGACAUCGAGCAGGUGAGUCUGUGGCUCUGCUGAGGUGUUCAGGAACUUCGACUCAUCUCCAUUGUUGGCCCUGGUGUGUCUCCAUAAAUUAUUGACAAGAGUUUAAAUCAGGCUACUUUGGUGCCCAAUCAAGCCGAUUGAUGCCAUGGUCAAUGAUGCAGGUAUUGUUGCUUUGGCAGUAUGGGCAGGUGCCGAUUAAUCGGGACAAUGAAAUCAACAUCUCUAAAGUUUGGGCCCUUGAUGUUUAAAUGAACUGCAAAAUUGAUUUUAUUCUGAUGGGAACACUUUGGACCAAAUAUAUAUUUUUUCACCGCAGGUAAGAUGGUUCUGACAACAUCUCUGGAUCAGUGGUGGCUCUUAAAGCACUGACUCCAGCAGCAGUCCACACCUUAUGAUUCUUUCCCAUUCUCGUAAAUGGGCUUUUCUCCACUAUCAAUGAAGGCUACAGUUAUCCUUUUUUCUACCACACUUUUUCCCUACACACAAUUUUCCAUUAAUAUGCUUGAAAUGACACUAUGAACAGGGUAAGCAAAUAUUAAGCUAUUAAUGGGCUCAUCCCUCAUGUUCUGAUCAUCCUCACCCCAUGAGGCAAGAUCCUCCACAGAACUCCAGGCUGAUGGUGAUUUUAUAUAUAUUUUUUCCAUUUCCAAAUAUAUAAAAUAGUGGUCUCUUCAACAAAUGUUUAUCAAUUCACUUCAGCCUUGUAGUGAUCUACAAUGUUGUCUCUGAUGUCUUUUGACAGCUCUUUGGUGUAGCUCAUAGUGAUGGAGAGGUUGGAAGAGGAGAACCUGAUUUUGUGGACAUAGAUUUGAUAAAAUUAUUAGAAUGAGCUCAGCUGUAAAUGAUUGAUUGAGGUAGCCAGAAUUAAAAUGUGUGUGAAUUCAAAGGAAACUCAGUCAACAGGGGAUCAAACACCUUUCUCCCCCCACUUUACAUCACAUUGAUGUUUUUGGUCAUCUUAAGGUGGAAAAUCCAGCCAAUUAUAAAUUACUAAACAGAUAUAUCCAUCAAACAUGAAUUUAAUUGUAUUUCACUGUAUAAGAAAA
Molecule: messenger RNA, 3552 nt
Organism: Girardinichthys multiradiatus
Lineage: Eukaryota; Metazoa; Chordata; Actinopteri; Cyprinodontiformes; Goodeidae
Gene: babam1
Product: BRISC and BRCA1 A complex member 1
Exons: 9
Coding region: 154-1305 (383 amino acids)
Biological process (GO): double-strand break repair; mitotic G2 DNA damage checkpoint signaling; positive regulation of DNA repair
Cellular component (GO): BRISC complex; BRCA1-A complex; nuclear body
Source: RefSeq, a predicted model, not a curated record